This is a messenger RNA of Eruca vesicaria subsp. sativa (arugula), 1209 nucleotides long. The record is from the annotation of a GenBank genome assembly. Lineage: Eukaryota; Viridiplantae; Streptophyta; Magnoliopsida; Brassicales; Brassicaceae.
AUGUCAGAGUCCAGAAACUCGAGCAGAUCCUUGAUCCCGAGCUUUCUCUACUCUUCCGAAGAUCAACGUCUGUUUCAGCCAGCCACGAACAUGACGCGACGCAAAUCACAGCCUUUGAGAUCGCUGAAGACUUCUUCAGUGUUAAAAUCGAGCGGUCCAACUUUUGCGAUUCACGCGCCGAAUGAGAAAGUAGAAUUGUACUCUCCGGCGUAUUUCGCGGCGUGUACGGUCGGUGGGAUCUUGAGUUGCGGAGUCACACAUACGGCGGUUACGCCACUCGAUGUCCUCAAAUGCAAUAUGCAGAUUGAUCCAUCGAAGUACAAGAACAUAACUUCUGCUUUCAAGACAACAAUCAAAGAGCAGGGGCUCAAGGGUUUCACCAGAGGCUGGUCACCAACUCUUAUUGGGUACAGUGCCCAGGGAGCGUUUAAAUACGGUUUAUAUGAGUACGCCAAGAAAUACUACUCAGACAUCGUUGGUCCAGAAAACGCAGCCAAAUAUAAGACUCUCAUCUACCUUGCUGGCUCGGCGUCUGCGGAGAUUGUAGCAGAUGUGGCUCUCUGUCCAAUGGAAGCUGUCAAAGUCAGGGUCCAGACUCAGCCUGGUUUUGCCCGCGGAUUAUCUGAUGGUCUACCAAAGAUCCUUAGAUCAGAAGGUGCUCGGGGAUUGUUCAAAGGACUUGUUCCUCUAUGGGGACGCCAGAUUCCAUAUACCAUGAUGAAAUUUGCUACUUUUGAAAACACUGUGGAGCUCAUAUAUAAGAAAGUGAUUCCAACCCCAAAGGAAGAGUGCUCGGAGCCAGUUCAGCUUGGUGUUAGCUUUGCCGGUGGAUACAUUGCUGGAAUUUUCUGCGCAGUUAUCUCACAUCCUGCAGAUAACUUGGUCUCUUUCCUUAAUAACUCUAAAGGAGCAACUGUUAGUGAUGCAGUAAAGAGGCUAGGGUUAUUGGGUAUGUUUACUCGUGGACUUCCUCUUCGCAUUUUCAUGAUAGGAACACUCACUGGAGCUCAAUGGGUUAUCUAUGAUGCUGUCAAAGUUUUAGCUGGAUUGCCAACCACUGGUGGUGCUUCAAUUCCCCAGCUACUGCGCUUGCUCCAGCUGUAAGUGCAUAAGGUUACAAAGACAUUCCUCGCAAGGCCGUCAUGUUAAAGCAAUAAAAGGGAAAUAAAACUCCCAAUUGUUAAUCUUAUUUUGCCUCUUACCUUGCAA